Fraxinus pennsylvanica is the source of this 2571-nucleotide messenger RNA. The record is from the annotation of a GenBank genome assembly. NCBI's taxonomy places the organism in Eukaryota, Viridiplantae, Streptophyta, Magnoliopsida, Lamiales, Oleaceae.
AUGGCCUCAACAGCCCCUGUGCUCUCACAGUCUCCUGUAGCAGCUCCUACUCAACCAUCACAACUUACGUCCAUCAAAAAACUUGCAGAAACUCCCAAUCUCAACUUCAUACCUUCAAACUAUGCUUAUUACAACGAUCCCCAUGAAACCUCUGCUACAGAAUCUCAAGAUUCAAUCCCCACUAUUGAUAUUUCUCUACUCACCUCAGCAAACCCAGAUAAAAAGUCCAAAGCAAUACUAGCCCUGACCAAAGCCUGUCGAGAAUGGGGUUUUUUCAUGGUGAUAAAUCAUGGAAUACCAGAAUCGCUGAUGACGGCAAUGUUGGAUGUGAGUAAUGAAUUCUUCAAUCUGCCAGAAGAAGAGAAGCCGAAAUUCGAACCCAAAGAUGUGUUGGAGCCAGUCAGGUAUGGCACAAGCUUUAAUACAGCAAAAGAGAAGGUAUUCUGCUGGAGGGAUUUCUUGAAAGUUUUUGUGCAUCCUGAGUUUCACUGCCCUCAUAAACCCACUGCUCUCAGUGCCUACCAGAGAGGAAUUCAUGGUUCUUUUGCAAAGGUCAGGUCUUGUAUUCAAUCAGAUCUAUUUACCUACAAUCUAUGGGUAAGUUCAUGUGCUGCAACUCUAAAUAUUGAUGAGGUGAGAAGGAUUCUUGGCAAAAUGAGUCGAGAUUCAGGCUGUAAUGAAAGUUGGGUUAGAUAUUUGAAACUUGUCGACAUAUAUAUUACCUCAAGUCACCUGGUGCAUUCAGCUUUCGACACUCUCGUGGAAAGUGAGAAGGAUAUCACGCAAAGGGAAUUGAUCACUUACGACUUCCUUAUUAUUCUGUAUGGAGCCUUGAAGAACAAAGAAAGACUUGAUCAAAUCUGGAAAUCUUUGAGGAUGACUAGGCAAAAACUGACAGGAAGAAACUAUGUAUGCAUACUUUCUUCAUAUCUUAUGGUAGAGGAUUUGAAAGAGGUAGGCGACGUACUCGACCAGUGGAGGCAAUCUGCAACAUCAGAGUUUGAUAGCUCCACAUGCACUAGACUUUCGAAGGCAUUCGAGGAUGCUGGACUACACGAGAAAGCAACAAGUUUUCGUAUGCUCCUCAGUGAAAAGGGGUGUGAACUCAUAGAUGAAAUAUCCGAGUGGAUGAUUAGUCAUGAUGAGUAUGAGUUAUCUGACUCCGAUUAUGCUGUCCGUAUAGACCUGAUGACCAAAGUUUUUGGCAUUGAUUCUGCCGAACGCUACUUUGAACGACUACCUCCCUUAGCAAAAACUAGUGAAACAUACACUGCUCUCCUCCACUCUUAUGCUCGGUUGAAACUAAUAGAAAAGGCAGAAGAUCUCUAUGAAAGAAUCAAGGCAGCAAAUCUUUCCUUGAGUGCCAUCACUUACAAUGAACUAAUGACUUUAUAUAUGUCAGUCGGACAACUGGAAAAGGUGAGUUUGAUUGUCGAGGAACUAGAACACCAGAACGUUCCACCAGAUCUAUUUACCUACAAUCUAUGGGUAAGUUCAUGUGCUGCAACUCUAAAUAUUGAUGAGGUGAGAAGGAUUCUUGGCAAAAUGAGUCGAGAUUCAGGCUGUAAUGAAAGUUGGGUUAGAUAUUUGAAACUUGUUGACAUAUAUAUUACCUCAAGUCACCUGGUGCAUUCAGCUUUCGACUCCCUCGUGGAAAGUGAGAAGGAUAUCACGCAAAGGGAAUUGAUCACUUACGACUUCCUUAUUAUUCUGUAUGGAGCCUUGAAGAACAAAGAAAGACUCGAUCAAAUCUGGAAAUCUUUGAGGAUGACUAGGCAAAAACUGACAGGAAGAAACUAUGUAUGCAUACUUUCUUCAUAUCUUAUGGUAGAGGAUUUGAAAGAGGUAGGCGACAUACUCGACCAGUGGAGGCAAUCUGCAACAUCAGAGUUUGAUAGCUCCACAUGUACUAGACUUUCGAAGGCAUUCGAGGAUGCUGGACUAGACGAGAAAGCAACAAGUUUUCGUAUGCUCCUCAGUGAAAAGGGAGAGCUUCUAUUGGAAUACUGUGAGAGAACUCAAAAUCUACUGAGGAAAUUGGUGAGAGGAAUAUCAGAAAGCCUUGGACUUGAAGAAUACGAAAUGGAAAAGACAUUAAACUUGGACUCAAGUUUCCAGAUCUUCAUUGCAAAUUAUUAUCCACCUUGCCCUCAGCCUCAACUUGCACUGGGCAUGCCACCACAUUCAGAUCAUGGACUUCUCACUCUACUCAUAGAGAAUCAAGUGGGUGGUCUCCAAAUACAACACAAAGGAGAGUGGCUUAAUGUCAAUGCUCUUCCCAACUCUAUUCUGGUCAACACGGGAGAUCAUCUCGAGAUAUUUAGCAAUGGAAAAUACAAGAGUGUGUUGCACAAAGCAAUCGUGAAUAACAAGAAUACAAGAAUUUCUAUAGCCAUGGCCAACGGUCCAUCACUGGACACUAUCGUUUGCCCUUCUUCAAAGUUGGUAGAGAAUGAAGGAUGUGCACCAGCAUAUAUUCCAAUGAAGUACAAGGAUUUUCUUUUUUCGCAACAAAAUAAUUUGCUCGAUGGGAAAUCCAUCUUGGAUCGUGUGAAAAUUCAAAACAACUAG